Cariama cristata (Red-legged seriema) is the source of this 200-nucleotide messenger RNA. RefSeq names its product chordin-like. The transcript is spliced from 2 exons. Lineage: Eukaryota; Metazoa; Chordata; Aves; Cariamiformes; Cariamidae. The annotation marks the transcript as partial. The record is from RefSeq and is a predicted model, not a curated record.
AAUCCCCCUGGGUCCCACUGCGGGUCCGCAUCCUGCAUCAGAGCCAGACGCUGCGGGAGGUCCAUGCCAACAUCACCGUGGAGGUGCAGGUAGUGGGCACUGCCAGCGAGGUGGUGGGCAUCACCCUGGAAACCAAACCCCGGCGGAAGAGCAAGAGGAACGUCCUGUUUGACAUGACACCCAGCUUCAAGGAUGGGCUG